Molecule: messenger RNA, 2889 nt
Organism: Salvia hispanica
Lineage: Eukaryota; Viridiplantae; Streptophyta; Magnoliopsida; Lamiales; Lamiaceae
Product: putative late blight resistance protein homolog R1A-3
Biological process (GO): defense response to other organism
Molecular function (GO): ADP binding
Source: RefSeq, a predicted model, not a curated record
AUGGCAGCAGCUUAUGCAGCUCUGGUUUCUCUCAUGCAGAUCAUACAUGAGCUCGAGAACCACCCUUCCCCUCCAAUUUCUAUCGACAAACAACAGCUUGUAUCUCUCACUGAACAUGUUGCCUUCUUGGAGGAUUUUGUAGAGCGCUACGACUCCCCUGUCGACGGUAAUGAGGCUGAUCCGUUGGAGAGGCGCAUUGCGCACGCAGCUUAUGCUGCUGAAGAUGUUAUCGAAUCAUGUAUUGUGGAUGCGAUUGGUGACCAUGAUGUUGAAACCGAAGAAGGAACAACAUCCAGCUCCGGUGAAGAAGAUGAAUCCGGAGAAGAAACAUCAUCCAGCUCAGGAGAAGAAGAUGGUUCCGGAGAAGGAGCAACAUCCAGUUCCGGUGAAGAAGAUGGUUCCGUAGAAGGAACAACAUCCAGCUCUGGUGAAGAAGAUGGUUCCGGAGAAGGAGCAACAUCCAGUUCCGGUGAAGAAGAUGGUUCCGGAGAAGGAACAACAUCCAGUUCUGGUGAGGAGGCCGAUCACGUUCAUAUUGUCAACUUGAAUGAAGAUCUACAACGAGUGAUAGAGGAGAUGAAUCUGAUCAAGAAAGAGGUCAGCGAGAUCAAUAUACAGAGGAGGGUGGUCCAUACCUAUGUAGCUUCUUCGAGAUCUUCUUCAACCAGCGAAAACAUGUCCAUGGUGGGCGUUGACGAGGCCUUAGAUCAAAUCAUGGAUCAUCUGACAUAUCGACCUGAUUUCCAAGUCAUCCCCAUCGUAGGCAUGGGUGGAAUAGGUAAGACCAGUCUUGCCAAAGAAGCUUAUUCGUUACCACUUAUUAAGGAACACUUUGAUAUCUGUGCUUGGACUACAAUUUCUCAACAAUAUGAUACUAGAAAUAUUCUCUGUGAACUUGUUUCUCAAGUCACUGGCUUGAAUAAGGAAAAUCUAAGUGAAAGCGGCGAGGGUCAACUAGGGUUAAAGCUAUUCCAAUAUUUGUUCGGUAGAAGAUUUCUAAUUGUCAUGGAUGAUAUGUGGAGUAUCGAAGCAUGGAAUAAGAUAAAAAAUUUCUUCCCUGAAAAUAAGAAUGGCAGUCGGAUAUUAGUCACAACUAGGCUAUCCAAUUUGAGUUCUGAACUGACCAAUAACUAUAUCCUUCAAAUGGAAUUUUUAGAUGAGAAAAGUAGUUGGGAGUUGUUCUGCAAAACUCUGUUUAGGGAUAAAAGUUGUCCACCUUUAUUGGAGGGAAUUGGAAAGAAAAUUGUGGGAGAUUGUAGAGGGCUUCCUUUAUCGAUCAUUGUGGUAGGUGGUCUUUUGAGAAAAAUAGAAGCCACUCAAGCAUGUUGGGAAUCUAUAUGGGAGAAUUUAACUUCAGAGGCGAAUUUGGAUAACGAUGAGCAUUGCUUGAAAUUAUUGAAAUUGAGUUAUAAUCAUUUGCCCGUCUAUUUAAAGCCAUGUUUUUUGUACUUGGGAGCCUUUGAUGAAGAUGAUGUAAUUGUUGUCUCAACACUCGUCAAGCUAUGGGUUUCAGAAGGAAUUCUGAAACCAAAAAAUGGCGAAAGUUUGGAAACGAUUGCACAUGGUUUCUUAAAUGAGUUGGUUGAUAGAAACCUCGUAUUGAUUGAUAAGUCGUGGUUUGGGAGCACUCGGAAUUUGAAGUGCUUCCAAGUUCACGACUUUUUCAGAGACCUCUGCGUGAGAGAAGGUCUGAAAGAAGGGUUUUAUCACGUCAUAGGCGAAGAUAGUCCUCAUCAGGGCAUCAGUAGUCAUCGACGCGUUGUUAUUCCCUACACUGCUUCAAAGGAGGAAAUCUUUGAUGCCUUGCAAUCUAUGCCACAUGUUCGUUCCGUUAUCUGUGGUGAUGACGACGACGACAUAGUCCAAGCGUGCCGGAAGUCUAGACUGUUGAGGAUGAUAAGCGUACGCAAUCAAGUAGAUGGAAGCGACGGAAAUCCCCUCGUGUUUCGAUUUGCUAACUUGCGUCACGUUACUGUCGAAGCUCAUGCGAAGUUAUCAAUCAAUCACCUCUGGAAUCUACAGACAUUGAUUGUUUAUUCUUACGAGAAGAUUCGCGUACCGGUUGGAAUUUGGAAAAUGCGUCAACUGAGGCAUGUCGAGUUCUUGGAGACUAAGUUGCAUCUCCGAGACCCUCCAAGUGACGACGACGCCGUCGUCGUCAUGGAGAAUCUACACACACUCAAGGGGGUGGAGAAUUUCAAAUUCAGUGAAAAUGUGGUUAAGAGAAUUCCCAAUAUCAAGAGAUUAUUGGUGGAAUAUGUGGGAAGCAAUGGAUCAAAUGAUGAUGAUUAUUAUUGUCUUGGCAAUAUUGGAUCUCUCUCAAAACUGGAAUCCCUCACCUGUGGGGAACCCCUGAGGGAAGGGGGAAGGAUCCAUCACCUGCACAACCUUACUCUUCCUCUCUCUAUCAAGAAGUUGACUCUUACAACGAGUUACGACGACAACAUGUUGGAAAUGAUAGGUUCGUUGCCUCUUCUUCAGAAGCUGAAAAUGCUGAGCGGAUGCUUCGGGACAGGCAAGUGGGAAGUAGUGGAAGGCCAGUUUCCGAGCCUUACGUCGUUGAGUUUGAUAUGGUGUCGAGGUCUCAAGGACUGGAUGGCGAAGGACAGUGCCUCCAUCUUUCCGCGCCUUGAGAAGCUUCGUCUCUCUCGACUGUCUAAGUUGGAGGAGAUUCCGGCUGAAAUUGGAGACAUUCCGACGCUGCAGACAGUUGAGUUGAACCAUUGCAGCAAAUCCGUCGUGGAGUAUGCGAAAAACAUAGUUGAUGAACAAGAGGAAACGCAAGGUGAAAUAACAUUACACGUUUCGGUGGUGGUCAGUAAGAAGUUUGAAGAACUAAAGGUGUUGGAGAGUCCCAACUUUGAAGUUGAAGUAGUUGAACUUGCUUAG